Molecule: messenger RNA, 1390 nt
Organism: Malaya genurostris
Lineage: Eukaryota; Metazoa; Arthropoda; Insecta; Diptera; Culicidae
Product: probable ribosome production factor 1
Exons: 1
Coding region: 242-1333 (363 amino acids)
Biological process (GO): maturation of LSU-rRNA; maturation of 5.8S rRNA
Cellular component (GO): preribosome, large subunit precursor; nucleolus
Molecular function (GO): rRNA primary transcript binding
Source: RefSeq, a predicted model, not a curated record
CAUUUGAGUGUGUCAAUAUGUUAACCAAAAAGAUGUAUCUUGUCGUAUGAAACAAACAAAAUCGUAAAUAAUAUUUUCAGCCGUCAGAAACAACGUGGUCAUUACAACAGCUAGGUGUCGGAAUCCAACUCAAUCUUACAGAUACUUUUAACCUGAAUUCUUUCCAGUCUGGAAAGACAAACAGAAAAAUAACGUGAAUUCUUAAAUAUAAAAACUCCAUAGUUAAAAACUCUAGUAUAAAAUGUCUAGCGACAGCAAUAGUGAUGUUGAUAUGAAAAUAACACCUCCCAAGAAACAACAACGUAAACGUUUACAAGAUUACCUAGAUGAAAAAGCUGCCCGAGAUGCCGCAGAACGAGCCGAGGCUGAACUAAAACGACGUCGCAGAAGUGGCUUGAAUGAUGAUGAUGAAGGAGAGGAAGUCAGUUAUCCGGUUAUCAACCCAAUCAACUUGAUUAAAAAUAAAGAGAUACGAUCUAAAAAAUUCAAAAGGUUGCAAGGUUCAAAGAAAAAAGAAGAAAAGGCCGCUAGAAAAGCAAGAAAACUUGAGGGAGGACCAAAAUCAAGUGGUCAUACAAUCGAAACUUUAAGAGAAAAAGAUCAAACUUCUUUGAAUAAUAUUGAUGAGGAUGACAAGGAUGAAAUCGCGAAUGAUUUGGAAAAUGACGAAUUCAAUGAAUUCUAUAAAAAGUGUUAUGAACCCAAAGUUUUAAUCACGUACAAUGCUACACCACACACGCGAACACGAAGAUUUGGUGCUGAACUAGAAAAAAUCAUACCCAACGCUAUGGUGCACUCAAGGAAUAAAGCAGCUUUGAAAAACGUAUGCAAAAGUGCAAUCCGCGAGGAUUAUACUGACCUUGUAGUAAUCAACGAAAACAACAAGCAACCUGAAGGAUUAUUAGUGAUACAUCUUCCUGACGGCCCCACAGCUCAUUUCAAAGUUAGUAAUUUUAAGUCUGUAAAAGACUUGAAAAAACGCCAAUCUACGAUUACAAGCCACAGACCGGAAGUAAUUCUAACAAAUUUUAGUACUCGGUUAGGUUUAACAAUCGGCCGAAUGCUCGGCGCAUUAUUUCAUUAUGAGCCAGAAUUCGUUGGACGUAGAGUGGCUACAUUUCACAAUCAACGAGAUUACAUAUUUUUCCGUCAUCAUCUGUACCAAUUUGACAAAAAUGGUAAACGAGUGAAAUUGCGCGAGUUGGGACCUCGGUUCACGCUGAAAUUACGUUCGUUGCAGCAGGGGCUGUUCGAUAGCAAAUGCGGUGAUUAUGAAUGGAUGAUUACCAACAAACGUCACCAGAUGGAAGGAAGAAGACGAUUCUUCCUUUAGAUUCAUGUUCUAGAUUUAAGCAAAAAAUAGUAUAAUAAAAGCAAAUACAACAUCCUA